Molecule: messenger RNA, 1613 nt
Organism: Melampsora larici-populina 98AG31
Lineage: Eukaryota; Fungi; Basidiomycota; Pucciniomycetes; Pucciniales; Melampsoraceae
Exons: 2
Coding region: 1-1344 (447 amino acids)
Biological process (GO): biosynthetic process
Molecular function (GO): pyridoxal phosphate binding
Source: RefSeq, a predicted model, not a curated record
AUGAGCAAUUCAUUAAACCAAAGACUUCAAGAAACUUUAGAAAACCGAAUCAAAAGUUCAUCAUUAAGAACACUAGACACUUCAUCAUCAUCAUCAUCAAGUUCGAUCAUUGACUUUUCUUCAAAUGAUUACUUAUCAUUUUCUAAAUCAAACCAUUUAAAUCAAAGAUUUCAAUCUAAUCUAAAAGAUUCUAAACUUUCAUCUUUCGGUCCAAGUUCUUCUAGAUUAUUAGAUGGAAACACUUCAUUACAUUUAAAUUUAGAAUCAACCUUGUCUUCAUUCUUUAAAGGUUCAUCAGCUUUAUUAUACAAUUCAGGUUAUGAUGCAAACUUGAGUAUUUGGAGUACGAUUGGAAGUUUAAAUGAUUAUAUUUUAUUUGAUGAAUUCUUACAUGCUUCGUUUCAUGAUGGAAUGAGAUUUUCAAGAACCAAGCCCAAGAAUCGAAUCAAAUUCAAACAUAAUGAUUUAUCUGAUUUCAAAUCUAAACUUGCUAAAUCUUUUAAUGAAGACCAAGAUUUAAGAAUCGGGAAAUCAAAUCUGUUUAUCGGAAUCGAAUCACUUUAUUCGAUGAAUGGUGACUUAUGUCCGAUCCAAGAACUUGUUCAAAUCAUUCAACCAUUCAAUCAAAAUGAUAACAUUCAUUUAAUCAUAGACGAAGCUCAUUCAACAGGUUUAUAUGAUCAAUCAGGUCAAGGUUUAGUUUUAUCUUUAAACCUACAAGAUCAUUGUUUGAUUAGAUUAUAUACCUUUGGUAAAUCAGCCGCUUGUUCUGGUGCAGUGGUCAUCACCAGUUCAUUGAUUCGAAACUAUUUAAUAAAUUAUUCUAGACCAUUGAUUUAUUCUAGUACGUUACCUCAUAUGAACAUUAUUGCUAUUCAAACUGUCAUUGAUCAUUUUCAAUCUGAUCAUCAUACUAAAGCUGUUCUUCAACUACAAACCUUGUCAUCUUAUUUAAAAACUAAACUAGAGAAUCUAACAAGCACAAACCGAUCCUUAUCCAACAAAAUUUCAAUCCAUCCACCUACCAAAACCAACCCAACCAAUUCCCAAACUCAAACCCAAUUCUUUUCACCUAUUUUUCCUAUUUAUACUAACCAACCUAUUCAACUUUCAAAGUUUUUAUUAUUAAAUCAUCAGAUUAGAGUGAGACCUAUUAGGUUUCCUACUGUACCCAUCGGUCAUGAACUGGUUAGGAUUUGUUUGAAUUCUGAUUUGAGUUUGAAUCAAAUCGAUUCCUUGAUCUUGGCUUUACAAUCUUGGUUAAUUCACACAAAUCAAAAUCAAAAUCAAAAUCAAAGUCAAAAUCAAAAUCAACUCGAACUUCAAUUCAAACUUAAACUUUAGAUCUCAAUUAGAAAAAUAAGACUUGUUUUAUACAUUUCAAAAGGAUUUGUUUUUCUUGUAAUAACUUUUUCUUUUUUUGAGAUUUGUUUUUAAAUUUAAACUUUUUGUAUCUCUAUCAUAUUUGUAUACAACCUUCAAAAAAUUGGAAUUCUUGAUUAUGUUUAGAUUUUGGUAUUUUCUAGUCUGUGGAAAACUAAUUCAGUUGCUCAGAUUGUAGUCCUUGAACAUGCCCAAAUAGAUAUGCAACAGUUGGAAAUUAAGAAAGGUGU